Molecule: messenger RNA, 3440 nt
Organism: Gopherus evgoodei (Goodes thornscrub tortoise)
Lineage: Eukaryota; Metazoa; Chordata; Testudines; Testudinidae
Gene: SAYSD1
Product: SAYSVFN motif domain containing 1
Exons: 2
Coding region: 1-456 (151 amino acids)
Source: RefSeq, a predicted model, not a curated record
AUGGAGCAGAGGCUGGCGCAGUUCCGAGCCGCGCGCCGCGCCCCGGAGCCCAGGGCGAGCGAGCAGCGCGCGGGGCCGGAAGCAGGCCUCGGCCCGCGGGACCGCCCCGCCCAGGAGGAGACGCGCAGGUCGGGACCCCCGCAGGACGUGGCUGCCGGUGCCCCCGCCCCCGCCCCGUGGGGCGCCCGGGCUCUCCUGAGCCACGUGGCCUUGCUGAAGUUCCUGCUCUGGCUGGUGCUGCUGGGGCUCGCCGCGGAGCUGCAGUUCGGGCUGCCCUGCUUCGUCCUGUCGCUGUUCUACUGGCUCCACGCCGGCAUGCGCGGCCCGGGCGAGAGGCGGCCGGGGGAGCGAAGCGCCUACUCCGUCUUCAACCCGGGCUGCCAGGCCAUCCAGGGCGCGCUCACCGCGGAGCAGCUGGAGCGCGAGUUACACUACGGACCCGCCGCCGGGCGGUAGCGGCUGCGCCAGGGCUCUGUGUGCGCGCCUCUCCUCCGGGAGCCGGUGCCACCUUGCGCUGCUCUGGCUGCGCUGCCGGGCCUCAGGCGCACCCCUCAGGUGUGGACUAAAUCCUCCUCUCACUGCCAAACUAACUGUCCUUCGUGGGCGGAGCCUCUCCUCGCCAAGGGAGUGAAUUCGAGCCAGCUCCGUUCAGGUGAAAUGCCUUAAUUGACGGCUACUGGCUUGAAGUUAUGGCCACAAAGUGGUGCUAAUUGUAAUGUACUGAGAUGGGCUUGUACACAACUUCUGGACACUAAGGCUUCUGGUACCUCAGAGGGCAGGGCAGUCUGAACCUCCUUGCCUUUAUUUUCUUAUGCUGCUGGCCCACCAGUGAAAACAGUUAACCUGUUAAGAUUAAUAUUAAGCAGCCUAAUGAAGAAUCCUAGCCUGGCUUUCAGAGUCAGGAUCCCAGCUACUCUGGGACCAAAUUUCACAGCACUGUUAACUUAAUUCUACUGCCCCUGAAAUACCCUUCAUUCUUGUUUCUUAUCCUCUCUCCCCAUACAUAUAACUGUGUCAUAGCUGAAAAUAUUGAAGGAUUUAAAAUGUGUUGUAUUUACUAUUGCCAACCAUUUUUUAUGAAAGUUUUUUUUAUUAUGCUGUGCAGUGGGAGAGGAUGGGAUUAAGGGGGCCUGAACCCAGUCUCCUGGCCUCUUCUCCCACCUAAAGGUAAGUGGGAGCUGAGUGACCUGCUGCCUUCCUCUAUGGGACAGUGCAGGAACAUGGAUUAUAAUUCAGUUACUUCUCUCUUGUGGGGAAAGCUGAAGAUCAAGAGGCAGCUGCAGGCAUGUCCUAUGGGCGCCUGGCUGCAACAGCAUAGCAAAUUCCACAACAAAAACGCUGAGUGGGAUAUAGUGGGAAAAAUUCCAAAUGAUAGGACAGCAGAGUCCCCAGGGCCCUGAUUGUAAUGAAUGGGGUAGUUUACACCUCUGAGCUAUUGUCAGACUUUCUGUACCCCUACAUUCAGUUCAUGUUUUCAAGGUUCUUUCUGCCAGAAACCAAAUGUUUUUUAAAUGAAAUUUGGGACACAGUUGCGCAGCAAAGGGUAAAUUUAGCUGCUGGGGAAUCUCAAACAAUGUCAAUAACAACAGACAUUUUAUUUAGCUCCAGCUAGCCUUUUAAUAGUAUGAUUAAUAACUCCUUAUCACUGUAAUUGCACUUCGGCAGGCUGCUAUUGCUGCCAUUUAUUAAGGGAUGAUGAGGGAAAGUCAGUUGACUUGGUACCAAUAACUUGCUAUAACAUUCUUAAUUAUGCAGAUUAAGGAAUAAACUCUUCAACAGAGGUGGUAUUGAGCCCAGCACCCCACACAUCCUGUGAAUGCCCAUGCAAAUGCAAAGGCACCUAGCCUCCUUUGUAAUGCUCCAUGGAGGAUGGGUUAUACUCUGCACUCAGCCAAGUUUACAGCCUGGAGCAUGUUUGAUUUUUUUCCCAUUUUACUUAACCCUUAUGGGAAUGUGAUUUAUUAUAAAAUAGUUAUCCUGCUUUAGAAUCCAGUCCAAGAGUUACUUAUGGUUUCAAAGUAAAAUUUAGGCUUCAGGAGAUGAAAAAUAACUAUUAGGGCUUCAAGCUCUGCCAAGACUGCCUACGUAAUGAGCGAUGACAUCUUUAUAGGUAUUGAGCUGUUCACAACUGUAGGUGGGUGAGAUCUAAUACAGGAAAAAUACAAUAAUGCUGUUUUGUCCUGGUUAUUAAAUAUGCAUAAUCUCCCAUUCCAAGAAAUCAUUUUGGUUUCUGGCUGGACAGAGACAAUGUGUAUCAUCUUUGGGCAUUCAGCUUGAAUUGUUGGCGGUCCUUGCCUCUGGCAGAUGCUGUACUUUACUAUCCCUUAAACAGGGAGAGGUUUCUCUAGUACAAGUCUCCAUGGAGGAGUUUACUCCGAUAGUAUUGCAAAGCCAUGGCACAGAUUGACUAAUGUUAGUAUGUUUGCCUUGAAUCUAUUGUAUCAUAAUGGGACCAUACCCAUAAAAAAGAAAGUCAAAUGUUUUAAAUGUGAUUGGAAUUUAUUCCCUUUGUGUAACAAAGAUAUAUAGUAUAAAUGACUAUUUGCAGUCCAAAUUACCAGCAGGCGGUGGAAAGGGAAUAGAGAAAAGUGCUUCAAGGAUUCUUGUUUGUAGAAGAUAGUGAGAUGCUCUGAGUGGAAAGACAAUAGUAAGGAUACUAAUCGCCCUUGAUCUACUGAGGCUCUUCAUGCAUCUCUCUAGCUAGAGAUUAGACUUACUUCUAGUUUUGGAUUGUUUGCUUUGAUAAUUAGAUUAGAAAUUUUAGUAAUUCUUUCUAAGAGACUGAGGUAUCAACAUAUGCCAAGCAAAAUAUCUUUUCUGAUUUGCACACUUUUGUUCAAAACACUAAUUUAGAUGUCCAGUCUGAUUCCAGUGGGGGUCCUGUGGUUCACCAUGGUAGCAGAGUAGCUGUUGCUACAGAGAGAGCAGGAAAGUUACUAACACUGCAGAAGAUGAUGAUGUUUUUAUGCAAACCGCUUGAGGACAUAGACUUUCAAUAAAUGAUUUAAUAUCCACUAUAUAAAGGUUUUUCUGUUUCUUUGAGAGACUCAUAACUUGUGUGUCUCUUAAUUUUCCUUGAAUAUUCCACCAAAAGGAGCCAAAAAAAAGAAACACACACCAGUACUAACAGAUUUAUGUGACAAGGGAAUUACAUUCCAAGGAAAAAUAAGUAAACUACACAUCCAUUUAAUGUGCACAGGGAGCUUAUAUGGUCAACAUGUACUACAGCUAUAGCUGCCUUUCUGUUUCUACAUGCGAAGAAAUCACAUUCAAAUACAAAUUAACAUUUAAACAUUCAUGAAAGAGUACACAUUCUUUGUGGCAGCAAGAAUAGACGAAGUUUUCACUCACUAAAAACCCUUAGUGACAUCAUCGCUAUAUGUGCAUUUAAAGUCUUAUUUCAAAGUGUUUGGAGCCAAUUAUAAUCACAGUGAGUAAGC